Molecule: messenger RNA, 600 nt
Organism: Lactuca virosa
Lineage: Eukaryota; Viridiplantae; Streptophyta; Magnoliopsida; Asterales; Asteraceae
Source: the annotation of a GenBank genome assembly
AUGACAACCGGGCAUCGCGGAACUGCCGAAUGUAUAAGCAUACAGAACAUGAACAUCAUCCACAUGGUGACGCGAGUAAGCGACUUUGGUGUGGGAUGUGUGACUGUAACAACAAAUAGAAUUGUAAGUAUUGAAAGAUGGAGGAUGAAAGCAUCACCAACCCUCCUCCGAUUUCCUUACUUUGACUUGAAAAUUUCCUCAUUCUCAUCUUCUUCCUUUCAUGGAUGCUCCCCUUCGCGAUCGUCUUGGACAUUUCCAUUACGGUUCAACAUCAGGAAUAGUUCCAAUACGAAAACCGUCGUUAGUAUCAGCACCACCAAGAGGCGACGACACACCGGCACCGACAACAACUACAACAAAAAACUCGGAUGUAAGAAUAUCUCCCGUACGAAAAUCAACUAUAAACCUGUGGUGGAUGAUAAUUACUUAGAAAUCAGAGGAAAGCAGGUAGAUAGAACCGAAGAUAGACCAGUCAACUUGCGUAGUUUAUCUCAAAAUGGUGAUCCUCUUGGCCGGAAAGAUUUGGGGAAAUCUAUGGUCAAAUGGAUAAGCCAGGGGAUGAAGGCAAUGACUAUCGAUUUUGGGGAGGCAGUGUUGUAG